UCCUACUGAAAAGAUGGCAUCACAAACCCUACCUCCACGACAGGAUAAACUCACAGAUUCAGUGGAUGGGGAUACCUUCUGUGAAGAGCAGGAAUAUUCAGAUUAUGACGGUGGGACACAGUCUGAAAAGUUGAACAAUGAAGGUAAGAUCCAGAGAGGUCAAGAGAUCCAGACUGAGGACAUUGACCACAAGCCUGAGGACAGCAUAGUUGAAGAACUGAGCCAAGAUGAUCAGAGUGGCAUUGACAUUGAGGCGGUACAUUUAGUGGAGGUUGAAAGCAACAUCAGCAGUUUCACCAAUAUGAGGAAACCAGCGGCAUGCGCAGUGGUCCAGGAAGACCAGUCUGGGCAACAGUCAGCAAAGCCAAAAGACAUGGCAAAGGAACAGAAGGAUGGUGAUAUGAAGGCAGAAAUAUUGAGGGUGGAAGAACAAGGGAAGAGAGUUCAAGAAAACUGUCAGAAGCAUAAAACAAAACAGGAGCAAGAGACAAUGAAGUUAAAUAUGGGCAGAGAAAGAAUGGAAGAAGAGUUAAAGAUGAUGGAUGCAGAACAUGAGAAUGCCAAUAUGUCGAGGAGACUGGAAGAGGAGAGUAUGAGUGCUCUGGAAGAAGAGGAGAGGAGGAGGGUAAAGGAGGAAGUUGGGACAGAAAUGGUGAAAGGACAUCCCUCCCCUGCAGAAAAGUUAGACUCUGAUGAUAAAGUCUUGAGAGUCCCUGAAGAAUGUGAAAAAGAAGGAAAGAAAGGCAGGAAUAAAGGCAAGGAGAUCCUGAUGGAGGACAAAGAACCUAUGAUGAAGCCCGAAAAGACAGCACAUGCAAAUUCACAGAAUAUUCUACUGAAGUCACCUUUACAAGGAGAUCACCUCUCUCCCAUUGUGGAAAAGGUGACGUCAAAACCUUUGCCACCAUUACAAGACAUGGGCAAGCAUCAACUAGAUGAUGGUUCUAAUGGAGCAAUGGAGACCAUGAGGAAGCAAAAGAAAAAGGCAAAAGACGCAAGAAAAAGAAACAUACAGGCUGAAAAAAGGAAAUACAACGAGGUUAAAAGAUUGGAAAUGGACAGGGACACAACAGAGAAAGAGAAAAAGAAGAUGGUUGAAGAAAAAAAGAAAGCCGAGCUGAUUUGGAGACUGGAGGAGGAAAGACGGAAGGCUUCGGCAGAAGUGACAGAAAUAUUGAAAGCAAAAAAAGCUAUUAGAAUGUAAACACUAUCGGAAGGGCCAUCUUCAAAUGUCAUCAUUCCAGAUACUCACAGAUUCACACAGUAUUAUAUUUGUCUUCUUUCACUGUUUUAGUUUUUCUAGUGACAGCUAUUUUUGACAAUUUGCCUUGAAGACACCCCACACUCCUAUAAUGAAAUAAACAACAAAUAAAGUAUGUUUGAGCAAAAAGGUAGUUUUAAUGUCAUGUUUUAAUAUGACUAGAACAGAGCACAGAAUUAGAUAGAGUCAGAUGUCAUUAGACAUCCCAAUCCAGAGUCAAAAUCCAAUCCAAAAGGGUCAACCUAGAGCAAAAAAUAAAUCAAUGAGGAUUCAGGAAUCAUAGUAAAAAGGGCCAGACAAAGAUCUGAAUAAACCAGAACACAAGACUUCACAAUGACAGAGAAACGAGAAGUUUAAAUACACUGGUAGACAAGGAAUAGUUGAAGACCAUUGACAAGACAAGGUGAGUGGAAGAGUCCAUUAGAAAGGAAAGGGGAUCAAAUUAGUUUCAG
Messenger RNA from Clupea harengus (Atlantic herring), 1713 nucleotides. RefSeq names its product inner centromere protein A-like. The coding region runs from base 14 to 1204 and encodes 396 amino acids. The record is from RefSeq and is a predicted model, not a curated record. NCBI's taxonomy places the organism in Eukaryota, Metazoa, Chordata, Actinopteri, Clupeiformes, Clupeidae. The transcript has 5 exons.